AUGUUUAGUAAUGGAAGUUUUUCAUAUUCAUUAGAAGAAUCCUCACCUUUAGAAUGUCCUAUUUGUAAAGUUGAGAUGACUUUACCAAUGAUCUUUGGAACAUGUCAUCAUACUUUAUGUAAUAAUUGUUCUAUAAAAGGAAAAUCAGAUGCAAUAUGUCCUUUAUGUAAGACAAAAAAUGUAGAUCCACCAGAAGAGGAUGAGGUAAUGAAAUAUAUAAUUGAAUGCUCAAAAGAUGAGACGGAUGUAUGUGGUAAUUGUGAUUCGAUAAUUGCACCAAUGUUUUUUUGUGAGACUUGUUCUCUUCCACUUUGUAGUCUUUGUCGCGUAUCAACUCAUAUGGCAAAGAUAUUUUCAAAACAUAGUAUAAUUCCGCUUGAAGAGAGAGGAAAAAUUAGAGGUAGUUUAAUGUGUAUUAAUCAUGAACAACCAUACAUUUUAUAUAACCUUGGUACUUCACAAUUAUUAUGUAUUGGAUGUUUCAAUAUAACACCUAAUGAUCAAAGAAGUCAACUUGUUAAUAUAGAUGUUGGUCAUAAAAUUUGUAAUGAAAAAUUAGAUACAUUAACUCAAGAUAUGAAACACCUUCAAGAAGAAAUUAAAGAACAUAUAGAAAUGAGAAAAAGAAUUCUCCUAGAAUUGAAUGAAAAUUAUAAAAAUUCAGAGGCAUUUAUUAAUCAUGAAUAUGAUAAAGUUAUUCAAAAGAUUAGAGAUAAGAAACAAAAUUCAUUACAAGAUUUACAAAAUGAGAAACAAAAUAAGGAAAAUAAAAUUAAUGAACAACUUGAAAGACUUAUUCAUUUACAAUUUCCGAUAAGGCAAAAUCUUUUAACAUCAACAAUCUUUUGUUCAUAUAUCUCUAAGUUGGAUUUCCUUCAUAUGUAUGAUAAAUUAAUAAGAAAACUCAAUGAAACCUCACAUUGUGAUAUUGAAAAAUUAGAUUUUACUAGUGAAUUAACUUCUGUUACUAAUAUAAAUUUUAAUACAGUAUUAGAAGAUCCAGCACAACAUAAUCAACCCCCUGACCCUGAAAUGGUUUUUCCCAUGCUUCAACCAUCAACUGCAAUAUUUCCAAAUAUCUCUGAUAUUACAACAGAAUCAGAUGAAUUGUUACGAAAAAUUGAAAUGCCUUUAAAGUCAUUCUCUUUAGAAUGUUCUAAUAUAUCCCAUGAGCUUCAAGAGGCUCAAAAAGAUAUUACUCAAAGGAGAUGCCUUAUUAAUGAUACUACAAUUGAUGAAAUGAUAGAGAGAUGUAAAAGUUUAAAAUCUAAAAUUAAUAAUCAUACAUCUUUAAUUCAAUCAUAUCAACCAAUUCUAAGACAAAUAUGGCAAUUAAAUUUAGACAAUGUUAGAAGAGAACAAUCUAUUUUUAGAACUAAACUAGAUGAAUCUCUUCAACUUGGUGAUAGUAUUAAAACUUUAACAAUAACUGCUGAAAAAAUAAAGCCUUUCUUAGAUUAUUUAACUUCUGUUGUUUAUACAGUUAAUGAAAAAUUAGUCAAACCACCUGAUUUAGCUCCAAUGGAAAAGAUAUGUUUAGAGAUUUGUACUAUUGAACCUGAUAGUAAAACAAGAUGUGAAGCUAUUGAAAAAGAGGAAGAGGCUCGAAGACAUGCUCAGGAACAAAAAUCAUGUAAUGAAAAAAUUGAUUUUAUUAAUGCAACAGUAAAAAAUUUAAAACAUUCAAAAGAUGGAAUAAAACGUAAAUCAAGAAAGAAAACAAAAGCAUUUUUAUCAGAUCAUUCAUGUAUUUUAGCUUCAGAUGAUAGAGAUAGAAAUUCAUUUAAAGUAUAUACACCAAAAGCAAGAACAAGUACAAUAAGUAGUUGUGAAAGUAUGACAUCAUUAUUAGAUGAUUCAGAGAUUGUAGGUUCACUUCGUUUAGGAUGUCCCUCAUCCCAUCAUACAAUGUCAAUACAAUCAAUUUCUCCAACAUCAACUGUCCUUGAGGAGGAAGCACUUGAAUCAAUACCUCCUACUCCAGAUCAUUUAAAAGAAAUGUUAGAAUCUCAAGGAAAUAAUAUUAUAGCCUCUCAAUCAAGACCAUCCUCUCAACUUGGUGGAACAAUUAUAGAUCCAAAGAUAGUUAAACAAAAAUUAUUAGCAGACAUUAAAGAAAAAGUGCCUCUUCAACCAGCUGUUGGAGAGAAUCUUAAUAACUCUUAA
Messenger RNA from Strongyloides ratti, 2166 nucleotides. RefSeq names its product RING finger protein 207. Gene Ontology annotation, cellular component: perinuclear region of cytoplasm. The coding region runs from base 1 to 2166 and encodes 721 amino acids. NCBI's taxonomy places the organism in Eukaryota, Metazoa, Nematoda, Chromadorea, Rhabditida, Strongyloididae. Gene Ontology annotation, molecular function: zinc ion binding; transmembrane transporter binding; Hsp70 protein binding. The transcript has a single exon. The record is from RefSeq and is a predicted model, not a curated record.